This is a messenger RNA of Epithele typhae, 2736 nucleotides long. RefSeq lists its product as uncharacterized. The record is from RefSeq and is a predicted model, not a curated record. Bases 1 to 2736 code for a protein of 911 amino acids. The transcript is spliced from 21 exons. NCBI's taxonomy places the organism in Eukaryota, Fungi, Basidiomycota, Agaricomycetes, Polyporales, Epitheliaceae.
AUGGAUGCACCGGUCAUCCAGGUAUCCUCCUUAGAGGGUGACUCCAUCUCGACCGCGAGUCCAUCUUCUUCCAUCAACACCAUCGCCGGGCCGGGACAGCCAGCGCCGACUCGAGGCCACGACGUCAUCCCUGGCAGUACACCGACACCCGAUGGGCUCUCACCCACCUCCGGUUUGCUCGGCUCACCAUCCUCUUCGCCUCUUAGUCGUCGAUCAUCUGUCUACUCGGAAGCCACUGCUGUGGAUGGGGCGGGCGCGGAUGGCCUGACGACUCGCGGUAAUAGCCCAGAAUGCGAGCGGGGCAACUACACGGGAGAACCUCUAAACGACGAGCCCAUCUCGAUCUCUGACCAGGGCGACGGGAGCAUCUGCACGGUCUACUUGUCUCCUGCGCCCUACGACUUCAUGUCCAAGCAGCGAUACACCCGGGAGCCGAUGGAAGCCUACGAUGCCGCAAAAAAUUACUUCACAAACGAGUGGUUGUAUGAUGACGAGAAGCACAAGCUCAUCGAGACGACGCUCGGCCUCUUCGAAGAUCAAGUACGCACUGAAGAACUUGACCCCAAGGAUUGGGAGAUAUGCCUGUCAAUAUGGGUGGACAAAGACACGAAGAACGCUUGGAUGCUACUACAUCUGCGACAUGGAGAAGAGGGAGGUCUUUACAUCCAUGAAGUCGACCAGUCGUUCUUCACAGAGAGCUUGGAUGAGGUUGAGAUACUGGGGCGAGAGCACCUAGGUGUCGCGGCGCAUCGAGGCUACUGGGAACACCUAUUCAUGUUCCCGCACGGCCGCGUGAUUCAAAAAGAAAUGCUUGAAAGCUUCUCGCUGAACUCACAUCGAGAGACUUCGAAGAGCUCGACAGCUCCAUACGAUGCCUCCGAUCUUGCGCGAUUCCUUAACAUUAUGAAAGGUAUCGAAUGCGAUGAUAAUCAGCACUCCCACCUCAAUAUGUUGCGACAUAUGUCGACGAUCCACAUCGAACGCACCAUGCGCUACUAUGCAUCCGUGCUGCGCCCCUCCAAAUACGUCAAUUAUGUUCAAAGUUGCGACGUAUUUCUUCUUCUUACUCCGGAAAUCUAUUUGGAGCGUCUGAACAAAGUAUGGGUCAACCACAUGGUCAAUUCCCAGUACUGGAGAAAAUUCAUCGAGGACACCCAAGCAGACUGGCAAGGCUCCAUCACUCCAACCACCGUUAUCCUCGCUGCAAUCUCAGCUUCCUUGCCAUUCAAAGUGUCGAUCAAAAUGAAUGCUGACAACAUCGUCGUACCAGAUGAUGUACUUGCUCCUCGUGCGAUGACGCCACGAGGGGUUGAGAUGCUCGCGAUCAUGUUCAGCAUCCCUACGGCCUUCUUCCUCUGGGGUCUCGUCACCUUCUUCAUCGCGAUCUCCUGGCUCUGCUUUUGGGAUACCGCGCGCUCCGUCUGGAUCGUCAUCGUCUCCUUCGUCUCCGUCUUCGCCCUCCUCAUCGCCCUCGUCCUCCGUAACUCCAAGCGCUUCCUGGACGCCGCCGCCGCGACGCGCACCGACGCCGCACGCAAGAUGCGCACGCUCACCAUGGACGCCCUCAAGCGCACCAAGUCCGUCGGCUCUGCCGGCUCCGUGGCGCUGCAGCGCCCCAUCCUCGCGGCCACGCGCCGGUUCACGAGUCGCGCGACGAUGUCGCCGCCCCGGACGCCGACCCCGGACUCAGGCGCGGGGCCCAGCAGGAGCGACGGAGGGUCUUCGCCCCACAGCCAUUCGUUUCGGAGAAACAGCAGCCUGCGGUGGGCCCAGCUGCCCCUCGACACCCAACAGAUGAUCCCGCUCAGCACGAGGACGACGCCGGUUGAGCCGCCCGCCAUCCAACUCACGCCCCCUUGGCCUAUCCGCGAGGAGGAGGAUGCCCCAAGAAGACCCCUACUGACGGGUCAUGACAUGCUCCUGCUCGCCGCGCCCUACGACUCGGACGCCACCUCGUUUUACACCUCCAUCUCCACCGGGGACAAUUUCUGGACCGAGCGCGGCACCGUUGCGCUCCGUCGCUCGGACGGCACUCAGUGGGCCGUCGAGGAGCUCAUCGCGUUCGAGCGCGACGUCAUCGUCGACUCCGGCCUCCGAUGCACGCUCGCACUCGUCAAAACGGCACUGCCGUUGCCAUCCACUAUGUCGUCCCUCCGCGCUACGGUCGUAGAGUUCGCGCCCGUGGCGGACCCCAUGAUGAAGACAAAGGUCGCCCUGGACACGACCGUCCACGGUAAGUGUCACAAGCGGAUCAUCAGUAACGACAAACGUGCAAUGGUGAAGCUGUGGAAAGAGGCAGACCGCACCAUCAAGGCCAUUCUCACUGCGAAUCAGGAGACUCAGGCCACGGACUCCAAGGGAAAAUCCAGUCGCUCUGAGUUUGAGGCUGCGUGCAAGGACCUCAACAACCGCUUUGCCAUUGCGAAGCCCUUGUUCAUCUCCGGCAGGAUAACUGGUCGUGCGGCGACAACCCCCAUGGUCGAAGCUGUUUUUUCAGAGUUCUCCCUAAUCAAGAUCGCGUUCAACGUCAACGCGGACGAAGCCGCAGUGCUCGGCGCGGCCUACAAUGGAAUUCCCAUGCGAACGUUCGUGCAGUUCCCCAUCACUACCGACAAGCUCGUCUACCGCAGCAAACGCAGGCCGGUGCUCGAGCUCGACAAGGACGCGUUCACCGUCGCCGUCUCGGGCGCAGGGGAGGCCCCCAGCCAUGCAUGUCCACCCUUGCUGGCCUCCUGA